GAAUGAAAGAAUCCAACCUCAGAAAGCAGCGGAGUAAUUCCGGGAAAAGGCGGACUGACAUUUUGUCGCCAGCUUCGCUUCGGCUCGGCAGAGUGUCUGUUUGUUCGAUUUGUGACGUGUGAACCCAAGACUCAAGAUCAUGACGACAGAAAGAAAUAGCAAAGCCCUAAAGGUGAAGCAGGAAUGCGGCGAGAACGUGCCCUUUCUGUCGGACAGCGAGCUCAUGUCUCUGUCAGUGCGCGAUCUCAACAUGCACCUGCGAGGCCUGUCCCGCGACGAGAUCCAGAAACUCAAGCAGCGCCGCCGAACCCUCAAGAACAGGGGCUAUGCGGCCAGCUGCCGGGUCAAGCGCGUGUCCCAGCGUGAGGCGCUGGAGCAGCAGAAGCAGGAGCUGCAGAGAGAGGUGGACCGGCUCGGGGCGGAGAACGCAGGCAUGAGGAAGGAGUUAGAGGGCCUGGGGGCACGCCUGGCAGCACUGCAGAGGUUCGCCCGCGGCCUGGAGGCAGGUGGGGGCAACCUGCUAGCCACUGCGCCGCGACUCAACACUGCCUCCGUCAUCACCAUCGUCAAGAGCCCCAACCAACAGCAGCAGCAGACGCACAGGGAGCACGAGCCAUCCUAGGACCGCCUCAGGGAGAGAGGGGGAGGAGGGGAGGGAGACAACCUACAAUGCAAACUCAGACAUCCUGUUCAGAGAUGAUGUGAUCUAUAGACUGUAGUGGGAUCUGGAGGCUACAAGAACUGCAUGCACAUUUUGGACACCUACCAGCACUAGAAUACUAUUUGGUUACAAAGCCGGUGUUGGCAUUACCACCAAAAAUGGGUCAUUGUUCUUGUUUUUUAAACUCGCAACUAACAAAAAAUUGUGUUUAUUCAGUUAUACAGUAGAAGACAUUAGUAUUAUUUACAGUUUGUCCCUAACUGGAUUUAAUAUGGUCAGUGUUUCUCAAAUUGUGGUGCGUGUUCGGCCUCUGGUGAUACAGAGUUCUGCAGUUUUGAGUAUUUGCUUGAUUUUUAGAGACAAAUUUAUUCAAGUUUUUGUUCCCUUUGGGUAAAUUAUCACCUAGAAAACCUCUUAGGUCUGAUAUAGUCCGGGUUUAGAUCGUGGUGAUACUCGGAGAAACAAAUCUUGUCUUAGGUGGUACUUUGUCUGAAAAGUUUGAGAACCACCGGUCUAGCUCUCAAAAUGUGCAUGCAGAAUUUGUAGAAAGCAGACAUGGAUGUGUUGGAAAUCGCAUUAGGACAAAAGCUUGCAUUACACGUAUCUUCAAUGUGGAACUAUUCUAACUACAAAUACAGACGAUAAAGAUGCAUUACUUUGUCCAAUGCAAUCUCCAAUGCUAAACACAAUUGGACAGAACAGAAUUUAGUUUCAAUUUUGUCGACUCUUCAGUUUUUGUGACUGAACUUAGCGAUAUAUGUCGGACUAGAGACUACACGCAAUGCACUUCAACUGGUUCAUGACAAACGCCUGCAAAAAAAACAACUAAGUUACUGUCCGUGUUCACUGUGAUGUCACCGGGCCACAGCAUCCUCACGGCUUCUCACAGCGCUGCGUUCAAGUUCCUCAGACAUUUUAUUAUGCCGUGCCUUCAGUCUACGUCAGUGUAUGCAAACGUAAGGGGGAGCCGGUUCUCACGGACUCCCCCCUGAACACAUCCUUCCAUUUUGUUUUGUUUUAUUGCGAGUCGGCUCCUCACGCGAUGUGCAGUAACCUCGCGGCUGCUUGUUGGUUUUUUCUAUGAUAAUGUUCGUGCGUGUUAUAAUGGUGGACUUCCAAAUGCAGAUGUUGGUUGUUUUAGCUCAAUGGGUGUGCAUCUGGUAGGAAUCGCCACAGUAGAUGCAAGUGUAUGGAAGACAAUUUGUUUAAUCGGGUUUUGAAUUUUAAAUGCUGCUAAAUUUCUCAAAUAUUUCUAACGUGUUUGAUUAUUUUCAUUCUGAAUUUCAUUUGCUGAAUUUUUACCUUUUUUCAAGCCCUUGUUUUUUCAAAAUUCAGAGGGUAAAUUUUGCAGUGAAUAAAUUCGGAGCAACGAUCCACGCUGCCAAGGCAUAACCAAUUGAUUGUGCGUGACUGAGGCCAGAGGCAGACUGUUUCCUACUGGCCUUUUCUCUUCUCUUCUCACAAUCUGGAGAGCUUGUAGUUAAGGAAGAGAUGAGGGUUUUGAUUAGGCUAAUUUUGUUCAAUCAGAUCGGUUCCCUACAGUAUUUCCUGGUUGUUACUAAGCGGGAUUGACUCAGGAUUUCUUGCUUAUGCCUUAACGUCUUGGAUCUUUGCUGCAAAUUUGACAGUUUACAUUUUGACUGUUGAAUUUGAGGGCUUGAAAAUAAGCGCUGAAUAUGUAAAAGGUUAUUUUUUGAAAUUUAAACGUGUUGAAAUGAAUGAAUAUAUACUUAAAAUUUCACCAACUGAAAUUCAGAAUAAAAACAACUCGAGUAAAAAAAAGAUUCAAAGCGAGAAAUUAAACAGCAUUUAAUAUUGAAAAUCUAAUGAAACACAUUAUCUUCCAUACAAGUCCUCUACAUACAUUCCUGUUUUUUGCUCUUAUUUGUACUGUUUGUAUGUGCCGUUAAGAGACGAAAAUGUUCGGUGACAUUUAUCAGAGAUAUAUUCUAUAUUUUAUUUGUAUUUAAAGGUAGAUAUUGAGAAGACAAGCUAAUGAGUGCUGUGACGUUUCCUAUGUUCCAAAAGUACUUACCUAUAUGACUAGUCUGGGGGUAUCUCCUCUGUCUAAUUAAUUAUUGUAUUGUGAGACGAUGAUUACAAAUGUUAAUUAUUAGCUAAAACAAAGUAGGAAUAUAUGCUCAAAGCCAAUGGCCAUAAUGCUGUAAUAUGACUCGUGUGUUUGUAAACGGCUUGUUGUAGUGGAUCCUUGGAGGGACAUUAUUUUUCUAUGCUGAUUUGUAUGUUAAACGUCUGAAUUGUCAGGGGAGGACGGAGAGUGAGAGAGGAGGGAGAUGAAGAGACUAAAGAAAGUGCGGCAGAGACUUGCGCGUCAGGGUUUUGUUUUGAGGGAGACGGGAAGUAGAAGUUGGAUGUAGAAAGAAGGGGGGGGCGGAGCUUUAUUCACUUGAACCUCCAGCGGUCGUAGGCCUGUUUAUAGACGAACAGCCUUAAAUUGGUGGAGUCUAGGCCACUGACAAUGCUAGCAAUACAAUAUGAUGUGUGUGUAUAAGCAGGCAUUGUGACAGAACUCCUAUAGAUAUGAUGAGGCAUAUAUUUAGCUAUAUGAAUAUAUGUGUGUCCAAGCAUUUAUCCUCAAUAUUGUAUGUCUGUCUGAUUGUGCUGGAUGUUUUGUAAUACUUGCAAAACAAAAUGGUCUUUGUAUUUAUUACUUGUAUUUUUUCUAUUGUGAAAAUUUAAGUACAUUGUCUAUUUUAUAUAUUAAUUAUAAUAAAUGUUGUACAUAUUGUACAUACAACGGUG
Messenger RNA from Periophthalmus magnuspinnatus, 3424 nucleotides. RefSeq names its product v-maf avian musculoaponeurotic fibrosarcoma oncogene homolog F (gene maff). The transcript has 3 exons. Gene Ontology annotation, biological process: regulation of epidermal cell differentiation; regulation of transcription by RNA polymerase II. Bases 140 to 622 code for a protein of 160 amino acids. The record is from RefSeq and is a predicted model, not a curated record. NCBI's taxonomy places the organism in Eukaryota, Metazoa, Chordata, Actinopteri, Gobiiformes, Gobiidae. Gene Ontology annotation, molecular function: RNA polymerase II cis-regulatory region sequence-specific DNA binding; DNA-binding transcription factor activity, RNA polymerase II-specific. Gene Ontology annotation, cellular component: nucleus.